Anneissia japonica is the source of this 1890-nucleotide messenger RNA. RefSeq names its product lengsin-like. Bases 145 to 1485 code for a protein of 446 amino acids. NCBI's taxonomy places the organism in Eukaryota, Metazoa, Echinodermata, Crinoidea, Comatulida, Comatulidae. Gene Ontology annotation, cellular component: membrane; cytoplasm. The transcript is spliced from 2 exons. The record is from RefSeq and is a predicted model, not a curated record. Gene Ontology annotation, molecular function: glutamine synthetase activity.
CUCGGUGGUGAUCUAAUCUAGAUUGAAAAUUCACUGUAUUCGUUAUAAGGGUUUUAACGGAGAACAAAAAUCACUGCUUGUUUCGGUUUUGAACUGUUAACAGAAAAAUAUCGACAACGUAAAUCUCUCUAUAGAUAAACGAGAAUGGAAAAAGUUUUGAAACGCAUUCAGGACGCAGAUAUUGAAUUUGUCCGUUUUGAAGUUACGGACAUGUCCGGAAUUUCUCGGAUGAAAAUGAUUCCAGCUCGACAUUUCAAGUCGAAGGCAGAGAACGGUGUCACUUUUUACGCUGGCUAUUUAGCAAUAGAUACUGUAGGUAACUACCAACGUGGAUCGGGCUUCACCGGCGAACUCGGUCACGCAGAUGUACUUUUACUCCCUGACAUGGACACUUUUGAAAUUAUUCCUUGGUGGGAGAAUACUGCAAGAAUCCUUUUAGAGCCAGUUUUAAAUGGUAAGGAAGUGUCAGCUGCUCCUAGAUUUAUUGCCAAAAACCAAUUAGAAGAACUUAAAGCAAUGGGCUACAGUUUGUUAUCAGCUCACGAAUACGAGUUUUAUGCCGUCAAAGAAGACACACUCGAACCUAUAUUCAAAAAUGGAAGCUGUCGAGCAACUCAAAACUUCUACGAAAGUACAACAUUUCUGUAUCAACUUGGGCGAGAUUUACCUAAAGUAGGAAUAGAUAUCGAAUACUUAGAGACCGAACGUGGACCUGGACAAAUUGAAAUUCCAUACAAGCCGUCGUUUGGAAUCAAAGCUGCCGAUAUUGCGUUCACUUUUAAAGGUGCUGUGAAAGAGAUUGCAAAACAACACGGCCUAAUGGCUUCUUUCAUGAGCAAACCAUUUCCAGGCCUAAGUGGUUCAUCGUGUCAUUUUAACCACUCUUUAUGGGACGUUGAAUGUAAGGAAGCCCUUACGUUUGAUGCUGAAUCACCUGACAAGCUAUCUGAGGUUGCCAAAUACUGGAUAGCUGGAAUUUUACAUCAUGCCCCGGCGCUGACAUUAAUAAUGGGUCCUACCAUCAACUGUAGAAGGCGAUUCAUUAAAUGGAAAUGUGUACCAACAUAUCCAACGUGGGGGUUCGACAACCGGUCAGCGGCAGUUCGUGUGAAGACUAACGAUGAAAGUAGCACUUACUUAGAAAAUCGUAUUGGAGCCGCGGGAUCAAAUCCUUAUUUAGUAUUAGCAGCUACAGUUGCAGCAGGUAUAGAUGGCAUCAGGAAGAAACUUCCACUUCCUCCUUACAUUGAAGGGUCUGCGUAUAAAGAAGAGUAUCUUCCAGAAAACACAGCUCGAUUACCAAAAAGUAUGCCUGAUGCCAUUGAAGCAUUUCUACAGGACGAUGUGAUCAGAGACGCAUUUGGCGAAGACUUUGUAAAAGCAUUUGUCUCGAUAAAAAACUAUGAGAUUACGAAAUCUAAUGAGGCAGAAGUUAACGACAUGGGAGAGAAAUGGGAAUGGCAAACAUACUUUGAAUACCUUUAAAUAAUUGAAUUUUAUAAUUAUUUUAGGUAAAUUUUAUAAGGUUUAUAAUAAUCAGUGAAUUAUACAAUAACUUGUAUAAGAGUCAUCCAUGCAUGUAGUAUCAAUCUGUCAUCAAUUACCUCUAGCUUACAUCAGCCCCAUUUUGUGAGGGCAGGGAACAGUUAAGUUUCACUGUUCCCUGGUGAGGGCGUAUGUCAGUUGUUUGAAGGGUGUCCCAAUUUGGUUGUAUCCACAAUAUACCAGCGGCCCUAUGGUAAAGUGGUGUGGCACUCGCCUUGUUGCGAAAGAUCGUCUGUUAAUUUCCUGCCUGGGGUACUUCUUCAAAGGAUUGAUUAAAAAAAACCUCUUUUGUUGAUAAGCUAUGCCCGAUACGAUCUAAAUUGCUAUUAAAUGUAGUAUACGUUU